AUGGCGACGGUGCCGGACCUCGAAGAGUGGUUCACCCACUCCAAUGAUGCUCUGAACAUCAGCCUCGUCGCUCCUUCAAAGUCUGGCCUCCAGUCGGUCGCGGCCUUCCACCCCAACUUUACGUAUCCCAUCUUCGGCGACGAGGAGCGCAUCUUUGGCUACCAGGGCCUCAAAAUCAACCUGCGCUACCGCGCAAAUGAUAUGCGCCCGCACCUCAAGGUUUCAUACUCUAAAAAGUUCAAGCCCGUAGGCGACAACGAGCCCACGGAUAUUGCUGCCAUCCUCAAGGAGGGCAACCACUUGCCCAAAGUGGCAUUCGUCAAGGAAUCCGACUUUGAAGACAGCUCCAAGCAGCUCGCCGAGAACAACUGGACUCCGCCCGGUGCUCUACACGACUCGUUCAAGGGCCCAGACGGCUUCGAAUACGAGAUCUGGAAGGGCGACCUGACCGACCCCGCGAUAAAGCAGCUCAAUAGCCGCGUCCAGAUCAUGGUGCCUCUCUUCAUCGAAGGAGGAUCGUACAUUGGACAGGACCCCGACAGCGACUCGUCCGAGCAGAACAUUACCGAUGCUAACCGGUGGACCCUAUUCUUUCUUUAUAGAAAGGACAAGCUCUCGGAGGGUGAUGGAGCCCAGGGCAGCUCCUACGUCUUUGUCGGAUACUCUACAGUCUAUCGCUUCUAUUGGUUUCAGACUCUCACGCCCCCGGCUUCGCCUGCUGGUGAUGGCGGUGACAGCUGGGAGUUGCCCAAGGGUGAUCUUAACCUGGCCGAGCUGCCUUGCCGCAGCAGGCUGUCGCAGUUUGUCAUCCUGCCUCCGUUCCAGGGCAAGGGCCACGGCGCCAAUCUGUACAAGUCCAUCUUUUCACACUACCACAAGCACGCGCAGACGCAAGAGUUCACUGUCGAGGAUCCCAACGAAGCAUUUGAUGAUUUACGCGACAUUUGCGACAUGGAGUUCCUCGAGGGGCUGCCCGAAUUCCAUAACCUACGCCUCGACACGACCGUCACCCUGCCCAAGACGGGCCCAAUCCCACAGCUGAUUGUCGGCGGCGACAAGCUCGAGGAUAUCCGCCGCAAGGCCAAGAUCGCAUCUAGGCAAUUCUACCGCGCCGUUGAGAUGCACCUCAUGGCCCAGCUGCCUGAUUCGGUUCGCCCAACCAUGGACCUCGACAAGGAAGCGCCCUCGCCCACGAGCGCCGAGAAGUACCAAGAGAGACUGUGGCAGCUCGUUGCCAAGCAGCGUCUGUACCGCCACAACAAGGACGCGCUGUCACAGAUGGAUUCUGAGGAGAGGAUAGAGAAACUGUACGAGGUCCUGACAGGCGUCGAGCUGGGAAACGCUCGUAUCCUAGCUGCUUAUGAGCGUGCGAUCAAGCAUUCCAAGUCGGAGGUAGCACCUGCUGCCCAUGGGAAGCGUAGACUGGAUGACAGCGAGGAGAGCGUGAGUAGUAAGAAGGUCAGGGUGUCUGACGCGUAA
This is a messenger RNA of Geosmithia morbida, 1479 nucleotides long. Its product is annotated as histone acetyltransferase 1. Gene Ontology annotation, biological process: subtelomeric heterochromatin formation. Lineage: Eukaryota; Fungi; Ascomycota; Sordariomycetes; Hypocreales; Bionectriaceae. The record is from RefSeq and is a predicted model, not a curated record. Gene Ontology annotation, molecular function: histone H4 acetyltransferase activity. The coding region runs from base 1 to 1479 and encodes 492 amino acids. Gene Ontology annotation, cellular component: nucleus. The transcript has 3 exons.